Messenger RNA from Gossypium arboreum, 1965 nucleotides. RefSeq names its product SWR1-complex protein 4. Gene Ontology annotation, cellular component: Swr1 complex; NuA4 histone acetyltransferase complex; nucleus. Lineage: Eukaryota; Viridiplantae; Streptophyta; Magnoliopsida; Malvales; Malvaceae. Gene Ontology annotation, biological process: chromatin remodeling; negative regulation of transcription by RNA polymerase II; DNA repair. The record is from RefSeq and is a predicted model, not a curated record. Bases 246 to 1613 code for a protein of 455 amino acids. The transcript has 17 exons. Gene Ontology annotation, molecular function: transcription corepressor activity.
AUGAGAAAUAGUCCAUAGAAGCCCAUCAGUAACCCGGAAGUGAUCAUUUCCAAUUCCUACAGUUAAUUUUUAUUAUGCUCAAAACCAUCCUUCGCGCUUUGAGGGAAAACCCUAGAAUUUUUCCCUUUUAUCCAUUGCAGCUCUAAUUUCCCGAUAAAAAUCAAACUUCUCCAGAAGCAGUGGAGUUUUGGAUGAAUUGCAAAAGCCCUAAUUAAAUUUUAUCGGAGAGUGGCAGUGAAAUUACAAUGGACGCGAAGGACAUCCUUGGGCUGCCCAAAACUCCGUUGCCAAUACCCCAGGAGAAGAAAUCACGUCCCCAGAAAGAUUCCCAGAGAAAGCCCGAUGGCAUUUCUCGCGAGGUUUAUGCCCUUACAGGUGGGGUGGCUCCGCUUAUGCCUUCCAUUGAUGUCUCUCAAUUGAAACGACGCCCACCAUCCGACGAGAAGAUCACAUGGCAGUGGCUUCCUUUCACAAGCUCUGCCCGAAAGGAUGAUUUGCAACUUUACCACUGGGUGAGGGUCGUAAAUGGUGUUCCACCAACCGGUGAUUAUUCCUUUGCUAAGUACAACAAGUCUGUUGAUGUUAUCAGAUACACAGAUGAGGAGUAUGAGAAGUAUUUAACUGAUCCUAAAUGGACCAAGGAAGAGACAGAUCAAUUGUUUGACUUGUGCGAACGGUUUGAUCUCCGCUUCAUCAUUAUAGCUGACAGGUUCCCAACACACCGGACUGUGGAGGAACUGAAGGAUCGAUAUUAUAGUGUGUCUCGAGCCAUUCUGGUUGCUAGGGCUCCAUCUCCUGGAGAAGUUGCAGGGCAUCCUCUUGUUAAGGAACCCUACAAUGUUACUCAAGAGACUGAACGCAAGCGCGCUUUAUCAAUGGUCCUUUCUCAAACAAAGCACCAAGAGCGGAAAGAUGCCGAGGUUCUUGCUGAAGCAAAAAGAAUAGCCGAGUCACGUAUGGCGGCACGGGCUGCCGAAGAACCUGAUUUGCCUGUCCCCUCAGAUGUUGGUCCUGAAAGUGCUGAGGGGGCUGUUGGUCCUGGAGAUACUAUAUCUCCGGCCAAUGUCCAAGCUCCUGCUGCAGCCAUUGCACCUUCUACCUCAGUAAUAGCUGAUAAUGCCUCAACUCUUGCUUCCUUGCGUAUGCUUCGGGUAUAUUUGAGAACUUAUGCACUUGAGCAAAUGGUCCAAGCUGCAAGCUCCUCUGCUGGACUUCGGACCAUCAAGCGGGUUGAGCAAACCUUACAAGAUCUUGGGGUUAAUUUAAAGCCAAAGGUUCCAACAAAGGCCGUUUGUGCUGAGCAUCUUGAAUUAAGAAAAGAAAUUCUAACGUUGCUAAAUCUCCAGAAACAGUUGCAAUACAAGGAGGCAGAAGGUUCAUCUUUCCGUGAUGGUUCCUAUGGUGAUAUGCCAGGCACUGCAAAGCGACCGCAACGUGCUGCUGAUCAGGACCGUACAUUUGUCCCCGACACCAUUAGUUUUGGAGUAAUUCCAGGUGAUAGGGUUGUCAAGAGGGAGCAAAAACGAAAGGGACCUGGGAGAACAUCUGAGACUCCAUCUUCACCAGCGGGAGCUCAUAAAAGACCAAGAAAGAUGAAAGCUUCUGAUCUAUAAAACAGGAUUUCAGGGUCAUUGCCAACCCCAUUGUUACUCUACCAUUGGUCAUUGGAAGCAGAUGAACAAGUUCCAUAGUUUUUGACUACCAAGUUCUCUCUCUCUCUUUCUCUUUUCUUUUUUAACCCUUUAACCAGGCUUUGUAAGUUUGUGUAGUCAAGUAGGAAAAAGACAUCUUUUUGAAUGAAUAUGCAUAAAGCAUCAGGAUCCAAAAAAACCAACACGUAUUUUUCACCCAUUUUGCUUAGCUGAGAGAGUUGGGUAUUUUAUUUUGUAAAUGUUCAUAUUUCUAUCCAGGAGCAACCUAGUUAUUCUGUCGUGGUAAUUAAUUUUUAAUUUAUUUUUAAACAAA